AUGCCAACAGAGCAGACCCUGCUUGAUGCGACACGGGUUAUCGUAGACAUCCAGCGGCAACGGGGUAUUGACCUGCCGACAGAUGGCGAACUUUACCGCUUUGAUGCCAACCACCCAGAUACCAACGGAAUGAUUGACUAUUUCAUCCGUCCGCUUUCUGGUGUAAGAUCGGAAGUAGGGAGGCAGGAAUGGCAUGAAUUUCGGCAGAUGCAGACGAUGUCGUUCCGUGCGAAACCGGCAGGGGUUGUUGAGAGUGCCUUGGGAGAGGGCACGUUAAACCUUGUUUCUGAUUGUGAGCGCGCUGUGAGUGUAUCUGGAAAGGAUAUCAAAUUUACGGUAACGAGUCCUUACAUGCUUGCACGGACGCUGUUGGACAAAUAUUACGGCGACUUUGAUACUCUGCUGACCGCUUUGGCAGAAGUGUUAGCGACACAGGUCCGUGAACUGGAUUGUGCAUGUCUUCAAAUUGAUGAAGCGAAUAUACCGGGUAAUCCACAAGAUGGACCUCGCGCUGCCGAGGCGAUUAAUAUUGUCCUUGAUGCAUUUGGUGGGGAGAAAGCGGUCCAUUUCUGCUUUGGCAACUACGGCGGUCAGGUGAUCCAAAAAGGGAACUGGGGUGCUCUGGUGGACUUCUUGAACAUGCUCCGGUGCGAUCAUCUCGUUUUGGAGCUGCAACAUCGUCCUAAAGUAGAUCUUGAGGCACUCAGGGAAGUUACAUCAGAUAUUGUCCUCGGUAUUGGAGUGAUUGACGUGAAGGUUAAUCCUGUUGAAACACCUGACGAUGUAGCAGCCAGUAUCGAAACAGCGGCAAAGAUGUUGGGUGCUGGACGGAUUGGCUGGGUGCAUCCGGACUGUGGCUUUUGGAUGCUCCAACGUUCUGUGGUAGAUCGAAAGAUAGAGGCACUUGUACAAGGCAGAGAUAAGUAUUUGGGACUUACCUAA
Messenger RNA from Geodia barretti, 942 nucleotides. The record is from the annotation of a GenBank genome assembly. Lineage: Eukaryota; Metazoa; Porifera; Demospongiae; Tetractinellida; Geodiidae.